Molecule: messenger RNA, 2563 nt
Organism: Sorex araneus (European shrew)
Lineage: Eukaryota; Metazoa; Chordata; Mammalia; Eulipotyphla; Soricidae
Gene: KCNIP4
Product: potassium voltage-gated channel interacting protein 4
Exons: 8
Coding region: 463-1164 (233 amino acids)
Biological process (GO): regulation of potassium ion transmembrane transport
Cellular component (GO): voltage-gated potassium channel complex
Molecular function (GO): calcium ion binding; potassium channel regulator activity
Source: RefSeq, a predicted model, not a curated record
GGAGGAGGAAGCAGCUGCUGGGGCACGAGCAGGGACCAGCCAGGCUCCGGGAGAGCAAAGUACCGCGCCGGCAGCGCGUAGCCGGCGGGGCAUCCUCGGGGCGCGGCGCUCCGGGGCAAGUUCCCUGGGAGUGGUCCCCGCUCUCCACUGGCACCGCCAAAGUCUCCAGCUCUCCGACAGAUGUUUCCCGGGCACUUCUGAAGUCCAAGGAGGCGCUGGCCCAGCGCGUGGUGGCUGGGGGAACCCCGGCGGGCAGAUGUCAGCAUCAGCAUGAGAGGCUGGACUUUAGCCCAGGCCGGUCCUCAGCCCGGGGGGCCGCCACUCUACCCCGGACUUGGACGAGGAGCCGCCGCUCACUUUGCCCCCAGCCUUUGUUCCCAGCCAGAGGUUGCUCGGAAUUGCUAAUUAACUCCCUCGGCUCCGAAGGGGUCCGGAGGCUGGGAUGCUCUGCCAGCCUGAAGGAUGCUGACUCUCGAGUGGGAGUCGGAAGGACUGCAAACAGUGGGCAUUGUUGUGAUUAUAUGUGCGUCUCUGAAGCUGCUUCAUUUGCUGGGACUGAUUGAUUUUUCCGAAGACAGCGUGGAAGAUGAGCUGGAGAUGGCCACUGUCAGGCACCGGCCAGAGGCCCUGGAGCUGCUGGAAGCCCAGAGUAAAUUUACUAAGAAGGAGCUCCAGAUCCUGUACCGAGGAUUUAAGAAUGAAUGCCCCAGCGGAGUUGUUAAUGAAGAAACCUUCAAAGAGAUUUACUCGCAGUUCUUUCCACAGGGAGACUCUACAACAUAUGCACAUUUUCUGUUCAACGCUUUUGAUACAGACCACAACGGAGCUGUGAGUUUUGAGGAUUUCAUCAAGGGUCUUUCCAUUUUGCUUCGGGGGACAGUACAAGAAAAACUCAACUGGGCAUUUAAUUUGUAUGACAUCAACAAAGACGGGUACAUCACUAAGGAGGAAAUGCUUGAUAUAAUGAAGGCGAUCUAUGACAUGAUGGGUAAAUGCACAUAUCCUGUCCUCAAGGAAGACGCUCCCAGACAGCACGUGGAAACAUUUUUCCAGAAAAUGGACAAAAACAAAGAUGGAGUUGUUACCAUUGACGAGUUCAUCGAGAGUUGCCAAAAAGAUGAAAAUAUCAUGCGCUCCAUGCAGCUCUUUGAAAACGUGAUUUAACUUGUCAAAUAGCUCAUCAAUCAAGCAGAAAAAUGUGAACUAUUCUACCACAGUACAGUUGGAGCUACCACCUUUAGCAUAGACUGCUCAGCUUUUACACUGAGGCAUAUUAUGCAAACAAGCUUCUUUUUAAUCUAAAGCAAUCCCCAAAAGAUUUGAGUUUUCCAGCUAUAAGUCUGCAUCCUUUUCCUAAUGCCACCGAGUCCACGAGAUGUUCUAAGUCAUUUCAUACCCUGUGGAUACGCAGAACUAAUAGACCCUGGCACAUAGCUUUACUGAUUCUCUAGCCAUGGGACUACCGAGGCUUUCACAUUAUCAGUGAUUUUAAAGUAUCAGUGUUUUUUGCUACUCACUUGUAAGUAUUAAGUCCUAGAAUUUUCAAUAGUUUUCUAAACUAUUAGCAUCUGCAUUUAAUUUCCAGAACUUAGUUUUCAUGUUUGUAUGCUGUAAUUCCAUUUAUAAACUUUAAGUAAACAAGACCGCUACAAUUAAAAAAAUAAAAGCAAGCAAAAAAAAAAAAAACAAAACUAUCCCCAGUUUCAAUGGAUUUGCUGCCUUCUGUUACAAGAAUUUAUUUAUCUGGCAUUUUUAUAACAUUGAGCUUAUCAUCAGAUGUCAGCAUAUAGUCAAUCAAGUUUAUUUAAUGAGUAUUUGAUUUUUUUUUUAACAUACACAAUAGUCUAGGCCUAUAAGACACGUAUAGUUUUGAACAUGUUCAGUCCUCUCGGUUGAAUGUUUCCUAGUAUGUGUUCGAGUGAAAACAAAGGCAGGGUGUUUUCAGGAGGAGCACUGCUGGAACCAGGCGUCCCUGGCAGCACCACAGGCCUGCUCUGUCCUUCCCUGGGGUCGCCACAGCUUGUUUUUCACAGGCCAAUCAGGGACUGAGACCUGCCUCCCCGCCUGCCUCCUACAAGCAACAGUCUGCAGCAUCCCCUUUGAGAGCACUAGUGAUCCCAUUUGUAUUGAGAACCACGAUGCCAACACAGUAGAACGUGAGUGUUUGUGUUAACCAACUUACCUGGACUGUAUUUUGAUUUCGCUCAUCUUGGAACUCCAAUGAUUCAGAUUGUUUUUAAUGAUUUUAAGCCAAAAUUAUAGUAUCGCCACGUAACUGAAGAUACCACACACCUUUCUGGUUUUGCAGAACUAUCUAUCACACGCACAAAAAGAGGCUACUGUAGGGACUGAUUCACGACAGGUUUCGCAACAAUCAAUCAGGUGAUCUAUUCUGGUGUAGAGAUAGGAUGUUGAGAGCUGCCCUGCUAUCACCAGUGUAGAAAUUACAAGUAGUACAGUACAUGUACAAUGACACUUGUCAUCACGUGUUUGUGUAAACUCAACGUGCACAUUUUGUAUUUCAAAAAAAUAAAUAAAAGCAAAUAAAAUGUUUAUAACUCUA